Pecten maximus is the source of this 1789-nucleotide messenger RNA. Its product is annotated as spermatogenesis-associated protein 17-like. The coding region runs from base 60 to 1115 and encodes 351 amino acids. Gene Ontology annotation, biological process: spindle organization; mitotic cell cycle; establishment of meiotic spindle localization. The transcript has 10 exons. Lineage: Eukaryota; Metazoa; Mollusca; Bivalvia; Pectinida; Pectinidae. Gene Ontology annotation, cellular component: spindle pole. The record is from RefSeq and is a predicted model, not a curated record. Gene Ontology annotation, molecular function: protein binding.
UUAUAGGAAACAGCAGGAAAAGAUUUUGUGACGUCACUCCUGACAACACAAUAUACAAUAUGGCGGCAAUGGUGAGGCUCCAUCGCCAAACCGACCAAAUUGUCGAGGAGUCUUAUCAACGGAAAAAUGAAGCUGAAAAUCAACGUGAAAGGGAAUUCAUUGCUUCCCUGAAAAUACAGGCAUGGUUCAGAGGAUCGAGAACAAGAUCUUAUAUAACGCAUCUAAAUCAUAGUGCCAAUAUAAUUCAAAAACGAUGGCGAGGGUAUCUUGGGCGUCGUUACUUCAGAAUCCUGGUUAAGAACAGCGUACUUAUAAUGAAGCUGAAUCACUACAAUGAGAAGGCAACAAAGAUUCAGAAGAUGUGGCGAGGAUAUUAUGUGAGGAAAUAUGUGUUUAACUACUUCAGCAGAAAGAGAUAUCUGGAAGCCCUACAAAUCAAAAAUGAGAUUGUCAGGAGUGAGUUGGAGGAGUAUGCUGAACAACAGGAGCAGAUAGCACACAAGAAGAUGGAGGAAGAGGAAGUCAAGCACAGGGAACACCAGGCACGCAAGUACCACUACCUGAUCAGUACAGAGGUCAUCCCUGGCAUCUUCAACUCACCCUUCUUACCGUAUCCUUCAGAAAAAGAAUACAUCUUGAGGAGUGUUAAACCUUUAGUACACAAAAAGAAACGACCUGAUCAGGACCCGUAUGAUCCAGUGUGCCGAAGUUACGAUCUCCCGAAACCAAAGCAGUUACCUCCCCUCUCACAAAAACCACAGGGACCAUUCCGAGACCCUGUCGAUGUACAGAAGCAACGCUACAAGCCAUUCCAGCAGACGUUGCGUGUAUCAACAUCAUUUACCGCCCUGGAGGAGGCCAGACAGGCCAUGAAGGCAGAGGAGUGGGUUACCCGACUCAACGACAACAUAUUUGUGCCGUUCUCUAAAAAGGAUCAGAAAUACGAGCCAAUGCUGCACACAACAUCACAAUACGGACAUCUGCCCUUUGGCACCCAUUUCUACCGUGAGGAAUUCCUGGACAAACAUGUCGUUUCACAGCCUUUCAAGAUCCUGGUCCCACCCAUUCCCAUAUUUGACAAACUCAACGACACCUACUCGCAAGGACAGGUGUGACCACUGGAAAAUGCUCGUUUGGAUUAGGGACACCAAACUGGACAUACUAGUAUGAUGACCAUAGCCGAGAUCACUCUUUAAGCUAAACUUACAACAGUAAUUGGAAUACUUACAAAAUUUCACAAUCAGUAUUGUUCUGAGGGUCAUACUACACUGAGGAAACAUCUAGUGUUGUGAUGCGUCUUUCGACCACAUGGUGGCUUGUUAGAAUAUACAUACACUUUAAGUCUUGAAGGUUGGAAGGCAGGCUUUUCAAUUAUGACUAAGCCAUCUCAGACUGAAGGCAAACACAGGCACACAAAGUUGUAUGAAAUUAUGUUCUCUGGAAAAGGACACAUUUCAAUGUAUAUUUCUGGUAACCAUAGUUGAUUGUGUUGACUUAAGGAUUUGUAUUUUAAAUGGACACUUAGAUGAAAAAAACAUUAACAGUGAUUGAUUUAGGUAACAUUUCUUUUAACUGAAGCAUUUUCACUAGAAUAUGCUGCUUCACCUUUAACUUCUUUCAGAUCCGUCCAGAUUGUAAGGGAUAGAAUGUAACAUUGCUAAAAUGUUUAAUGUUUGUUUACUGGCUGUGAAACUUUAUUGUAAAUACAUGAUUUAUAAUGUAAUUGUACAAAAUGUCUGCCAGUAUGGUAAUUGUGUAUAACUUGUGUAAUAAAAUAAUGAAAAACCUU